Molecule: messenger RNA, 1746 nt
Organism: Notothenia coriiceps (black rockcod)
Lineage: Eukaryota; Metazoa; Chordata; Actinopteri; Perciformes; Nototheniidae
Product: plexin domain-containing protein 2
Exons: 14
Coding region: 1-1746 (581 amino acids)
Source: RefSeq, a predicted model, not a curated record
AUGCGUUACGAGCUGAGGGGCAGGAUGGCGAUGACACUGACCAACACAUGUCAUCUCCUCACAGGACUAGUUAUUGUUUUCCAGUUACAAAUAAGCUUCAUGAAGCUGAAAUCCGUGUAUGGAGUGUACGGCGCUGACCCCCCGGGACUGUCCUCUCCAGAGGGAGCGUGGUAUGUGGUCACGGAGAACAACAGGCCCACCGAGAGGAGUCCCCGGGCCCCUGGCUGGGCUGCAGACAAGAGGGGCCACUACAGAGACAAGCACCAACCAGAGGAACCAGACCCAGAGCUGCUGAUGGAGGAGGGACACGACAACUCCACUCAGAUUGUGGAUAUUGAUCACGCCUACUACACAUCCAAAGUGUACGGCUCUGGAGACGGCAGAGAUCUGUGGGUGAAGGUGGAGGAGGAGGACGAGGUGAAGCUGUGCGGCCUCCUGUCCAGCACCCACAGGCAGGCAGAGAGAGUGAAUCUCUCCUUCGACUUCCCUUUCUACGGACAUAUACUAAAGGAAAUCACGGUGGCAACUGGAGGAUUCAUUUACACCGGAGAUAUAAUCCACCGGAUGCUCACAGCCACUCAGUACAUCGCCCCUCUGAUGGCUAACUUCGACCCGAGUCUGUCCCAAAACUCUACUGUGGUUUACUUUGAUAACGGCACUGCCCUGGUGGUUCAGUGGAACCGGAUCCACCUCCAGGACGACAUCAGUCUGGGACCGUUCACCUUCCAGGCCGCUCUGCACAGCGACGGACGCAUCGUGUUCGCAUACAAAGAGAUUCCUUUAGACAUCAGCGACAUCAGCUCUGAGAAUCAUCCUGUGAAGGUGGGCCUGUCGGACGCUUUUGUGGUGCUUCAUAAGAUCGAGCAGAUCCCAAAUGUUCGUCGGAGAACCAUUUAUGAGUAUCACAAGGUCGACAUCCUCAAGUCCAAAAUAUCCAAUUCUACAGCGGUGGAGAUGCUCCCUCUCCCUACGUGUCUCCAGUUCUCCAGCUGUGGUCCAUGUGUCUCUUCUCAGAUCGGCUUUAACUGCAGCUGGUGCAGUCGGCUACAAAGAUGCUCCAGCGGCUUUGAUCGUAACCGGCAGAACUGGGUCGACCUCGGCUGCCCGGAAGAGAGGAGAGAUCCCCCCUGCCUCCGGCUCACAGACGUCAGCAACACCUCGUCUCGCCAACUCCCACAUACGACCGCUGCUGUCAUGACGACCGCGAUGCAUCAGAGGACCUCCAGCACGCCCCCCGCCCCCCCCCGCAGGACGUCCCCCACCACCCGCCCACCAACACGCAGCAGCAAGAGCAGAGAAAUAAUAUCCAGUGAGCAGCCUCCAACCAGCAGAGCUGCAGAAGAUGACACAAAGAUCUCUCUGCACAUCAAUGAAGCAGCCCGACACCAGGACCCCCCCGCAGAGAGCGACGAGCAGCUGCAGACUGGGCUGCUGGCGGGUAUCGUCAUGGUGAUAGUUAUUAUGGGAGCUGCUGUCUUCAUGUCCGUCUACAUGUACACCCACCCCACCUGCAGGGCCAGCCUCUUCUUCAUGGAGCGGCGGCCCACCCGCUGGCCCAUCAUGAAGUUCAGACGGGGGUCCGGCCACCCCUCCUACGCUGAGGUCGAGGCUCCGGACAAAGACAGCGCGGCCGUCAUCGACCACAAACAGUCGUUCGUGAUGUCGGACCGAAGAGAGAGCGAGCAGAAAGAAGGAUUCAUAGUUCCCGACCAGAGGGAGCGCUUCUUAGUGUCAGAGAGCUCCUGA